AUGGUUCAGCUCAACGCAGAUCGUUCCUUCCACUACGAGCUCGCCCGUACUCUAGGCUCCGUCCGUUACGGCGCCGCAGACAUAGUCGAAGUCCUAGAAGCCGGCGACGCGAUAACUCCCGGCGACGUGGAGAGCUUCUACCGAGUCUUCAAUGACCUAGCCUCCCACAUCCACGCCCAAGCCGACACCAUCGACGCACGCAAGUUCCCCGUCUCCGCCCGCGAUGCAUACUUCCGUGCCUCCACAUACUACCGUUGUGCCGAUUUCUAUCUACACGGCAACCGCCAAGAUCCACGUAUCUGGGACCUGUGGAGCAAACAAACCGUCACCUUUGACAAGGCUAUGAUCCUUCUCCCCACGCCUGGCGAACGACUGAUCCUCCCUGCAGCCGAUGGCUCCUUUAACAUACCUGCAAUAUUUUACCGUGCACCCGGCGCUAGUGCGGCCGACCUGCGACCGACACUGCUAGUCUGCAAUGGCUUCGAUGGGUCGCAGGAGGAGAUGCUUCAUAUCUGUGGCAUUGGGGCGCUUGAGCGGGGAUACAACGUUCUUACGUUCGAGGGACCGGGCCAAUGCUCCGUCAUCCGGGAUCAGGGCGUGGGGUUUAUCUCCGAGUGGGAGAAAGUGGUAUCCCCCGUAGUCGACUACAUCCUGACCCGCCCAGAAGUGGACCCUUCGCGCGUCUUUCUGUGGGGUUAUUCCAUGUCUGGGUAUUUGGUUCUUAGGGCGGCUGCUUUUGAGCACAGGAUCGCUGCUGUUCUCUCAGUCGAUGGCGUGGCAAGUGUGUUUGAUUGCUUCUACAAAGGGAUUUCACCCGAGGCACGGGCAGCGUUUGAUGCGGGUGAUUGGAAGGAGACCGAUGCUGUCAUUCAAAGUUCGCUCCAUUCGAAGGACACGCCCACUGUCUCCCGGUGGCUUAUUGAGCAUGGCUUGUUUACUUUCAACACCAGCAGUGCUUUUGAACUCCUUACUAAAGCCAGGCAAAUGACUAUUGAAGGUAUCGCACACCAGAUUCAAUGCCCGGUUUGGAUUGGAUGGCCCGACGACGAUCUUUUCUUCUCAGGUCAGCCGGAGAGAGUUAAGGAGGCGCUAGGCAACCUUGGAACUCUCCAGCGAAUGUCGACGAAGGAUGGCGCGCACCUGCAUUGUCAUGUUGGUGCUAGUACUUUCAUGAACGCCACCGUCUUUGGCUGGCUCGAGGGCAUUUUAGCUACUUGA
Penicillium verhagenii is the source of this 1218-nucleotide messenger RNA. RefSeq names its product hydrolase psoB (gene psoB). Bases 1 to 1218 code for a protein of 405 amino acids. The transcript has a single exon. The record is from RefSeq and is a predicted model, not a curated record. NCBI's taxonomy places the organism in Eukaryota, Fungi, Ascomycota, Eurotiomycetes, Eurotiales, Aspergillaceae.